This is a messenger RNA of Aspergillus bombycis, 1308 nucleotides long. RefSeq lists its product as uncharacterized. The coding region runs from base 1 to 1308 and encodes 435 amino acids. Gene Ontology annotation, biological process: transmembrane transport; carbohydrate transport. The record is from RefSeq and is a predicted model, not a curated record. Gene Ontology annotation, cellular component: membrane. NCBI's taxonomy places the organism in Eukaryota, Fungi, Ascomycota, Eurotiomycetes, Eurotiales, Aspergillaceae. Gene Ontology annotation, molecular function: carbohydrate:proton symporter activity. The transcript is spliced from 10 exons.
AUGUCAAAACGCUUGGGCACGUUCCGGGUCUCCUACCUGGUGGCUCUGAGCUGCAUUGGCUCUUUUCUGUUUGCAUACGAUACGGGCAUCGUGGGAGGGGUGUUGACUCUAGAGAGUUUCCAGAGGGACAUGGGCUUUGACACGAAGAAGAAGUCCGACGUCAGCUCGAAUUCUGCCAGCUUGCUGCAAGCAGGAGAAAUGGCUCCCAAGGAGAUCCGUGGCCAGCUGGGAUCACUGUUCCAAGGGUGCUUUACGCUGGGGGUAUUCACGAGUUAUUGGAUUGACUAUGCCGUCUCCGAGCAUAUGCAGCCGUCCACGAAGCAGUGGCGAAUUCCCGUCGGUCUCCAGCUGCUUUUUGGUGGCAUGCUGGGGCUCGGAAUGCUUCUGACCAAGGAGAGUACGAGAUGGCUCGCCAAGGUUGGCCGUCAUGACGAGGCCCUCGAAGCCCUGAUUUGGGUUCGAGGUGGCGUCAAUACUCCGGAGGUUCAAGCAGAAAUGAAUGAAAUUCUGGCGGGCAUUGAGGAAGAGCAUAGGGUGACGGAGGGCCUGACAUGGAAGGAAUACCUCGUCCCCGCGAACAGAUGGCGCAUCCUUCUCGUUAUCACCCUCCAGAUCGGUGUCCAGCUGACUGGGAACACCUCUCUCGCUUACUUCUCGCCGCAAAUAUUUUCCGCCGUCGGUGCAGGCCAAGACUCCAUGCUUCUCAGCGGGUUCUUUGGUUUGUGCAAGGUCGUCGCCUGCUUCUUUUUCCUGAUCUUUCUCGUUGAAAGGAUCGGCCGCAAAGGUGCUCUGCUAAGCGGUGCCGCGUUGAUGGGUGCCCUGAUGCUCAUUGUGGCCAUUAUCACGAAGACUCACCCACCGGACGCAGACGCUGGCUUGACGCCCGCGGCCAGCGCGUCUAUUGCAAUGAUAUAUCUCGAAGCUAUGACUUAUAAUAUAUCAUGGGGACCCGUUCCGUGGCUCUACAUGAGUGAAAUCUUCCCAACACGCAUUCGUGAGGGUGGCAUAGCAGUGGGGACGGCGACCCAGUGGCUGUUCAAUUUUGUCUUUAGCCAGAUAACCCCUCAUGCAGUGGACAACCUGGGGUGGAAGACAUUCCUCAUGUUCUGCAUCUUUAACUGGGCGCUAGUUGUCUAUACCUGGUUCUUCAUCAAGGAGACAAAGGGAAAGUCCCUGGAGCAAAUGGAACUCAUUUUCAACCCCCAAGGCACGCGUAUUGGCAUCGAAGGGGCCUACCAAAAACGCCAUGGGCAACGUGAGAACGGCACUAUUGUCGAAAAUGAGAAGACGGUCGAGACUAAACAUUAA